Cornus florida is the source of this 2225-nucleotide messenger RNA. RefSeq names its product CCA tRNA nucleotidyltransferase, mitochondrial. Gene Ontology annotation, biological process: tRNA 3'-terminal CCA addition. Gene Ontology annotation, molecular function: ATP:3'-cytidine-cytidine-tRNA adenylyltransferase activity; RNA binding. NCBI's taxonomy places the organism in Eukaryota, Viridiplantae, Streptophyta, Magnoliopsida, Cornales, Cornaceae. The coding region runs from base 39 to 1787 and encodes 582 amino acids. The transcript is spliced from 15 exons. The record is from RefSeq and is a predicted model, not a curated record.
GCGUUUCUUUAAGGCCAAUCUACGAGUACGGGAGAGAUAUGAGAAUUGCUUUGAAUGCUCAUCGUCUGUUCACUCUCCAAAACCCUCACUCUCUCUUCAAGCCAUUUCUCAUUCCAACUCUCCGAACCAUCAAAUUCAACAAUUUCAGAAGCCUUCGUCCCAAAACCCUAGGGUUUAAUCAUCGUUGCAGAGCAAUGGCGACUUCAACCUCACCACCACCACCAUCACCGCCUCCUUUAGUUCAAGUGAAAGAGAGGAUUGAUCUUACGGACAAGGAAAAGCAGAUAUUCGAUCGUCUGGUGGAAGUUCUUCGCCAUUUCAGUCUCCAAACUCAACUCCGAGUCGCCGGUGGCUGGGUUCGCGACAAGCUUUUAGGCAAAGACUGUUAUGAUAUCGACAUUGCUCUUGACAACAUGUUGGGUAGAGAGUUUUGUGAAAAGGUCAAUGAGUACUCAUCAUCUAAAGGGGAAGAAGCACAAGGAAUCGGUGUCAUCCAAUGCAAUCCUGACCAGUCCAAACAUUUGGAAACAGCAAGGAUGCGCCUGUUUGAUAUAUGGAUUGAUUUUGUGAACUUAAGAUCUGAAGACUACAGUGAGAAUAGCCGCAUUCCUACAAUGAGGUUUGGUACGGCAGAAGAGGAUGCAUAUAGGAGAGAUCUAACCAUUAAUAGUUUGUUUUAUAAUAUUAACACCAGCUCAGUUGAAGAUUUUACUGGAAGAGGCAUUGAAGAUCUGAAGUUCGGAAAAAUUGUGACUCCUUUACCUCCGAAGGAAACAUUUUUGGAUGAUCCCCUUCGAGUUCUUCGAGCUAUUCGUUUUGGUGCCAGGUUUGGGUUUACACUAGAUGAGGAACUAAAAAAAGCAGCAGCUGACGAUGAUGUGAGAGCUGCUAUUGCUGAUAAAAUUAGCAGAGAACGUAUUGGUCAUGAAAUUGAUCUCAUGAUCUCUGGCAACCAACCAGUUAAAGCAAUGACUCAUAUUUCUGAUUUGCUGUUAUUUUGGGUUGUCUUCAGUUUUCCUCCCAAGUUUGAGCUUCCUACAUCAGAAGGAUUUGAUAGGUUGUGCGUUACUUACAUGGAUGCUGCGAUGAAUCUUAUGCAAAUUAGUGGAUACUCUACCUUCAUUGAUGAACAAAGGAGGCUCUCCUUUUAUGCGGCAUUGUUUAUACCAUUUAGGAAGAUGGUAUAUAGAGAUAAUAAAGCUAAAAAGAUUCCAGUCGUGAGUUACUUCUUUCGCAGUUCUCUCAAGCUAAAGUCUAGUGACGCUGACACGGUUAUAAGCAUACACAAAGCAACCGAGAAAUUUUUAUCCUUGAUUCCUUUCUUUGCAUCUGAUGAGGAGAUACAAACUGCUGAAGUUGAUUGGGGAAGGGAAAGUCUUGAUGUUCCUAUUGCUUUAAAACUGCGUGUAUUGGCAGGGUUGCUUCUUCGAGAAAUCAAAGAGUUUUGGCCUGCUGCACUCUUGGUGUCUGUGUUGUUGUGCCCUGAUAAUAUUGACUGCUCUAUAGAUUCUUCAGAGAAGCACUUCGAAUUGGACAAAAGAAGAGAAUUAUUUACGACAGUCAAGGACGCAAUUACAAGGCUAGGCUUGGAGAGAGUCUGGGAGAUGAAGCCAUUGGUCAAUGGGAAGGAUAUAAUGAGUGUUUUGCAGCUUAAGACUGGAGGACCACUUGUUAGGGAAUGGCAACAAGAACUUGUCGAGUGGCAGCUAGCCUACCCUUCCGGGACUGCUGAGGAAUGCCUUGAUUGGAUGAGGCAAACUCAUUCAAAGCGUGCAAGGAUGGAGUAACUUGUCCACUCAAUUACUUUUCUUUUAGUUAGAUCUUAAAUCUCAUCUACCUCUCGAUGAAAAAAAAAAAAGAAAAGGUUUCUAAUUUUUCCACCUUUUUUGGGGGUCAUGCAGUUGGAAUUUUGUUAUGAUAUACAAGCAGCAUCUUUGAAGUUCGAGCUGCCAAAAUUGUUAGAUUUGUUUUUACACCAGGAACCCCUCCCCCCUUUUCCCCCAACAUGUACAGGUUAUAGAGGAUAAGUGACUCAUCAGCAGAAUCAUCUAAUCUUUAGUGAGAAAUCUCUGUAUUCUUUUUUGCAAAAAUUUAUAUUCAUAUGGAUCCUACAUUUGUUCGUCACAACUUUCAGCGGAUCCUAUAGUUUUGUAAUCUACAUUUUUUCACUUGCAAUUUAGAUAAUUUAAAGCAUGGUUUCGUGCUACCUUUUAUUCUUUCACUCC